AUGGGUACAAUGAUCAAAGCGGAUCUGACAAAGGCGACGCCGGCGCCAGCUCCGGUCAGGAGUACUACCAAUUACUUCUUCUAUCCCGCCCAGAACGAGCCGCGCUAUGAGUUCCGCAUGAAGUACUGUGACCGCAAAGUUCUCGACAUCAAGUUGGGCUUGAACGUGCCCGAAGUACAGCCUAAGCGCAUGCUAGCCCCACUCCGCGCGUCGCGAGCUUCAGGCUCCGGUCUCCGCAUCUCCAAAAGACGUCGGUCCCCAUCGACUUCCUCCUCCGACUCCUCUUCCAGCGAUGCUGAGACGUCAUCGAACUCAUCCGACUCGUCAUCCGGCUCUUCGUCCUCGUCCUCCGAUUCGAACGCCGACGGCUCUGCCGAAGAGUCAGGCGGUGUGAGGACUUCUUCGAAGAAACGCGACAAGGCAAGUCCAAUCUUCUGUUGCGAGAAGAAGAAAGCGAAAGCUGCAGUCAAGAAAGCACGCGAGAAGCUCCGCAAGGCCAAGACGAAAGCCAAAAAGCAGGCGUCGAAGCGGAAGCGGGAGAAGAAGGCAGAGAAGCGGGCGAAGCGGCGGCCAGUCCCUAUCGACCUGACGGGCGACUCUGACGACGAGUAG
Messenger RNA from Dioszegia hungarica, 612 nucleotides. RefSeq lists its product as uncharacterized. The record is from RefSeq and is a predicted model, not a curated record. The transcript has 5 exons. NCBI's taxonomy places the organism in Eukaryota, Fungi, Basidiomycota, Tremellomycetes, Tremellales, Bulleribasidiaceae. Bases 1 to 612 code for a protein of 203 amino acids.